UCACCAGGGGGCCUGAUGUUAUCGCCCAGUGGCCUCUCAGCCUCCCUCUGCUGCUACUCCUCAUCAGACCAGAGUCUCUUCACAACUCCAUCUCUUCAUAGGACUGAGAGACCACAGAGAGGACCGGCCUAUCACCUCAGACCAGGAAUGCCUUUUGGAGGAGGAAACAAGUGCGGCUGCUGCCAGAAAACGGUCUACUUUGCUGAGGAAGUGCAAUGCGAGGGGAAAAGCUGGCAUAAAUCUUGCUUUCGGUGCAUGGUGUGUAAGAAGAACUUGGACAGCACAACAGUCGCCGUUCAUGUGGAUGAGAUCUACUGCAAAUCAUGCUACGGCAAGAAAUACGGCCCAAAAGGCUACGGUUAUGGAGGUGGGGCCGGCACUCUGAGUAUGGACACAGGAGAGGGACUGGGAAUCAAGCCUGAAGUACAUGCCCCUCAUCGCCCCACAACAAACCCCAACGCCUCAAAGUUUGCCCAGAAACCAGGGGACUCUGAAGUUUGUCCUCGAUGUGGGAAAACUGUGUACGCAGCAGAGAAGGUCAUCGGAGGAGGAAAUUCCUGGCAUAAAGGCUGCUUCCGCUGUGCCAAGUGUGGCAAAGGUCUCGAGUCCACGACUCUGGCCGAUAAAGACGGAGAGAUCUUCUGUAAAGGCUGCUAUGCAAAGCACUUUGGUCCCAAAGGUUGUGGCUUCGGUCAGGGGGCAGGAGCCCUGGCUUACUCGCAGUAAGGCCUGGAGGCUCGACCCACCUUUGACUGACCUCCACGCUCUGAUAUCGUCACCUCCAGGAUGCUUCAGUCGAUAUCUCGCCUUUUUACGCUGCCCUUUCUCUCUAGCUGAAGGCAAAGAGAAAUGAAAGAUGCACAUCUUUUAGACAAACUCACUGAGUAGAUUUUGCUCUGAAUGUUGCAUUUGAUUUGAUUCUGUUUUUUUGAUGUCCUGCUUUUUGACUGGUGAAUAAACAAAAUGCUGAAGAUUUACAGCAUAAUGACCUCUAACUAUGUGUUCAAAGAUGAACAUUAUGUCAGAGUUUACAAUGCUGGCUUUAGAGGAAAACAAAAAUGUAAUAUAAAGAGACGUUUGCACAGCUGAUUAAAAAAAAAAUGUGACAAAUGCUGAGUUUGAAUAACAUCUGAAUCUAUUUCUGUACAAGCAAGAACAAAAUAAAACCAUAAUUUUUCAAGACUGACAGCUUAGAAUAAACAGCCUCACAUCCUCCUGCUGUUACACUCAAGAUAAAGCCUGUUUUCUGCCUUACCUGUCAAGUUUUGUACAGAUUUUUUAAGAAAUGCUUCAUUUCUGACACACAAAAUAAAUAUCAGGAAAAACA
Molecule: messenger RNA, 1327 nt
Organism: Cheilinus undulatus (humphead wrasse)
Lineage: Eukaryota; Metazoa; Chordata; Actinopteri; Labriformes; Labridae
Product: cysteine and glycine-rich protein 1-like
Exons: 7
Coding region: 16-726 (236 amino acids)
Biological process (GO): sarcomere organization; muscle tissue development
Cellular component (GO): cytoplasm; nucleus; Z disc
Molecular function (GO): actinin binding; structural constituent of muscle
Source: RefSeq, a predicted model, not a curated record